GAGAGAGAGAGAGAGGGAGGAAGAGGGCGGGAGCGCGAGAACCAGAGAGAAAGGAGAGGAGGGAGGAGGCGCGCUGCGCCAUGGUGUCCUGCGCGGGGCCAGGGCCAGGGCCAGGUCCCGGCCAGGCCGGGCCAUGAGCCGCGCCGGGAGCUGGGACAUGGACGGGCUGCGGACGGACGGUGGGGCCGCCGGGGCGGCUCCGGCCUCCUCUUCCUCCUCCUCAUCUGUGGCUGCGGCAGCGCCCGGCCAGUGUCGCGGCUUCCUCUCGGCGCCAGUGUUCGCUGGGACACACUCUGGGCGUGCGGCGGCGGCGGCGGCGGCGGCAGCUGCGGCGGCAGCGGCCGCCUCGGGUUUCGCAUACCCUGGGACAUCUGAGCGCGCGGGCUCCGCCUCAUCGUCGUCAUCUUCGGCUGUGGUCGCAGCGCGCCCGGAGGCUCCCUCCGCCAAAGAGUGCCCUGCCCCGGGCACGGCCGCUACAGCGCCCCCGGGCGCCCCAGCUCUGGGCUACGGCUACCACUUCGGUAACGGCUACUAUAGCUGCCGCAUGUCGCACGGUGUGGGCUUACAGCAAAAUGCUCUCAAGUCGUCGCCGCACUCCUCCCUGGGAGGCUUCCCGGUGGAGAAGUACAUGGACGUGUCGGGCUUGGCAAGCAGCAGUGUACCAGCAAAUGAGGUACCCGCUCGAGCCAAAGAGGUGUCCUUCUACCAGGGCUACACGAGCCCCUACCAGCACGUGCCUGGCUAUAUCGACAUGGUGUCUACCUUCGGCUCCGGGGAGCCUCGGCACGAGGCGUACAUCUCAAUGGAGGGCUACCAGUCCUGGACGCUGGCCAACGGGUGGAACAGCCAGGUGUACUGCGCCAAGGACCAGCCACAGGGCUCCCACUUUUGGAAAUCAUCCUUUCCAGGGGAUGUGGCUCUAAAUCAGCCAGACAUGUGUGUCUACCGUCGGGGGAGGAAGAAGAGGGUGCCCUACACCAAACUGCAGCUCAAAGAACUGGAGAACGAAUAUGCCAUUAACAAGUUCAUUAACAAGGACAAGAGGCGGCGGAUCUCGGCCGCCACAAACCUAUCUGAAAGACAAGUGACCAUUUGGUUUCAGAACCGAAGAGUGAAAGAUAAGAAAAUUGUCUCCAAGCUCAAAGAUACUGUCUCUUGAUGUGGACCAGCUUGGCCACAGAGCUGUUGAAAUGCUUUCCGUUGUCUCCAAAAGACCUUUGGAAAGACUUGAAUAUGUAUUUAAUUCUCCCCAUCCCCCAGCCAGUAAUGGCAAACUUUGUGAAUUGUUUUUCUCUCUUCCCCUUAUCUGGCUCUAAAACUUUUUGCUACCCCACCUGACUUUGUAGUUCUGUUUACUUGUUUAUUAUUGAUUUUUUUUCUUUUCUAGGUUUAUUUUUAUGAUGUUUUCCGUGUUCUGUUUCUCCCUCCAGGCCAGUAUAAAGGACUUGAAGUAUUUUUGAAUACCCCUGUCCCAUGAAUUUCAGAAAUGUCAUUCAUUUUCAUUUUAGGGUUUUAUUUUUUUAGUUACUUUAUAUGCCUGUUUCCAGCACUGAUUAUCUUCAUAAUCCAUUAAGACAGAGCGAUUUGCAGUCAUUCAUAUCCUGUGAUUAGGUAAUUGAAUCAUUAGCUCUCAGCAGUUGCCCCGAGGCAAGUGAAAACAGCUCUGGGCAGGCAGUACUCAAGAGUCACUGGAAAUGCUAAAAACAGGAGGCUAGAGGUACUGUUAUGGCUUUAAAAGCAGCUACCUUAUUAAAUAGGGUUUGUACUGGUAUUGAAAUGAAGACAAUCUUUCUGACUUCGAGUCUUUCACUUGCUGUUGUAUAUGUUUAACAUACCUUGUAGAUUUGUGCUUUUACAAUCUUUAAUUUGAAAAUAAUGUGUCCUCAUGGAUGCCUUCAUUACCCCAGCUCUAGAUGCAAAUACUUAAAUGGUUGCAAUUGUGAAUGGUAUAAAUCCACCCCCUCUCCUUGGCCUCCAGUCUGUGGAACUAAAAUUGAGGCCAUAUCUUCCAUCCCCUAAAAAAGUUCCCACCCAUGGCCACAUGGCCACACGGGUGGGAACUUUUAUCCAGAACCCAGUGAAGAACUUGACUGUCAGAACAAAUGAAUUGGGCCUUUCUUGAAGCUGUAAAACACCUAACAAAUGCAAAAAUUGUGGAGCUCUAAGGUCCAAGAAGAAAAAAAAUGUUUCUGAAAGUGAUAACUACUUUUAAAGUGCUGCAUAUUUAUACAACUGAGAGAUUAUUUUUGUAGAUGAAAUGUCUGUGAGCUGGGAUAUGUGAGCAGUGCUUCAGGCAUUUAAAAAUCACUUUUUACUCCUAGGGAGAUGCAAAUAAACAGAACUCUUUUAUUUCCUCUGAGUCUCUAUACAUUUGUUUUCUCUCCCAAGCUUGUGUUGACUCUAGAAACUGUUCUUAUUUAUUGUAAAAUCUUGUUAUCUGAAACAUUAUGCUGUUCCCUAUAUAUAAAGAAAACUCAACACUAUUUCUGGUCUCUGAAACCUCUAGGCUCUCCAUUUCUGCCACUCCUCCCCACUUUUCCAAGGCUUUAACAUAAAUAGUAAUGUCCCUAAAUGAGGAUAUAACUUGUGGUGUCUAAAAUGAUAUUUUUACCAGACCACCUCA
Molecule: messenger RNA, 2623 nt
Organism: Phyllostomus hastatus (greater spear-nosed bat)
Lineage: Eukaryota; Metazoa; Chordata; Mammalia; Chiroptera; Phyllostomidae
Gene: HOXD13
Product: homeobox D13
Exons: 2
Coding region: 134-1159 (341 amino acids)
Biological process (GO): regulation of transcription by RNA polymerase II
Molecular function (GO): RNA polymerase II cis-regulatory region sequence-specific DNA binding; DNA-binding transcription factor activity, RNA polymerase II-specific
Source: RefSeq, a predicted model, not a curated record